Raphanus sativus (radish) is the source of this 1008-nucleotide messenger RNA. RefSeq lists its product as uncharacterized. The transcript has 4 exons. The record is from RefSeq and is a predicted model, not a curated record. Bases 158 to 841 code for a protein of 227 amino acids. NCBI's taxonomy places the organism in Eukaryota, Viridiplantae, Streptophyta, Magnoliopsida, Brassicales, Brassicaceae.
GUCAACGCAAGAGGCUCGGUCUUUUGCUGCAACGCAACAGCCAAAGAAAGAGGUCGCUGAGAUCCAACAGAGGGGAGAAGGGUGCAAUCUAAGCUAAGCACAAAAUCGAAACCCUAACUACACCUCCUCCUUCUCUACAUUGAUCCGAUAGGGAUCUAUGAUGUCAAUCGGAAUCCCGUGGGGCUCUUGGGAUUUUAGAGGUUUCGUAUUAUGUAUCAUCAUCUUCCUCGGAUCGUUCCCAGGAACAAUACGAACACAAGAGGUUACACUAGACUCGAUUGAGAUUUUCACGACGCACGAGUGGUUCUCCGCUAAGCCUAUAGUCUAUUUCCAAUGCAAAGGAGAGAACAAGACGUUGCUUCCUGAUGUGAAGAUAACCAAUGUCUCUUACUCUUUCAAAGGCCAAGAAUCUUGGCAGCCACUAACCGAACUUAACGGAACAAAAUGCAAGAGAUGUGGGAUCUUUGAGGAUGACACUUUUAAGUAUGAUACGUUUGACGAAUGGGAGCUUUGUCCUUCUGAUUUCACUGCUGAGGGUAGAUAUACACACAUCAAGGACAAAGAAUUCAAUGCUACUUUUCUCUGCCGUGGAUGUUCACAGGUUGGAGCCGGUUCGAAGAAAGAAGAUGGCUCUGCCAAGGAAGAAGGAAGGCGCGGAAUGCAUCCUGCAAUCGUUGUUCUGAUUGUACUACUUGUUUUAGGUGUAGUCACGGUGGGUCUUGUUGUAGGUUACAAGUAUUGGCGGAAGAAGAAGCGGCAACAAGAACAAGCCCGGUUUCUCAAGCUCUUCGAAGAUGGUGACGAAAACGAGGACGAGCUUGGCCUUGAAAAUACCUUGUGAAGCUACUAAAGGUCAGCGUGGCCUAGUAAACUGAGUUACUGUUACUCAUAUCUCGCCUCUAUGUGUACAUACACAGCUCCUUGAUCUCACAAAAAAGGAAAUCACAGUGCUCAAAAUACACAGUUGCAAUCAUUUGCUUACUAAUAGAGUCAAUAUUUGUUCUAAAG